Molecule: messenger RNA, 2277 nt
Organism: Fusarium vanettenii 77-13-4
Lineage: Eukaryota; Fungi; Ascomycota; Sordariomycetes; Hypocreales; Nectriaceae
Exons: 4
Coding region: 1-2277 (758 amino acids)
Biological process (GO): actin cytoskeleton organization
Molecular function (GO): actin binding
Source: RefSeq, a predicted model, not a curated record
AUGGCUGCGCUGGUUCAAACAUAUCCUCAGCAAACUUCAACGGUGACGAUGCUCCAGACCCGACCGACUUCCGCUACAGGCAUGAUAUCCUCCAACCAAGGCCAGAAUGGCCACCAGUACGUGGGAACGCCGUCUCAAGCUCCCAGAUACGGUGCUGCCGCCCCAUCCGGAUACCGUGGCAGCUCGGCUCCUGUCCAACAAUACGCCUUCACGAGUACUCCGACUCUGAACCACGCCCAAGCCUGGCAGCAGCAGCAAGGACAACCCAUCCGAAACCAAGUCCCCAAUGCCAACUAUGGCAACCGUGGGUUCAGUUCAUCAAUGACAAACCUGCCCUACGCGAAUACCAUGGGUGUUGGCCAAACGGGCGCACGCGACGAUUCUGCUAUCCCGCAAAGGAGGAAUAUCGUACCCGCUCCUCGACCUCACUCCGCCUUCCUUGCCGGACCUACCCAGCAGCCAUAUUCCCCUACCUCAGCAAGCAAGGCUGCUCCCGAUAGAUACAGGCGACCGUCGAAUUCUCAACAGCAAAACCAGCACAGUCGCUCUCAAAGCACGACCCUUCCAGGAAACAACGGAAUGCCGACGGCGGCCCAGCUUUACAACGGGCCGAACCCGCAACGCGCGGCCGUCCUUAACCGACCUAACAGCUUCUACAACGCCAUCCCUGGCACAUCUAUGGAUGACAUGCAGCUGCCGCAGUCGCCCCUGGAUGACUCUAAGCGAUCGCGGCGGCGUAGCAUGCGGAGUGUUGAGUCGUCGGAGUCGUCGAGGGCUGUUGCGCAAGACAAGGUCAAGUCUGACACUCUCCGAGUCGUAUCCAAUCCUGCUGUGCAUUCGCGCAACGGCAGCUCCGAGAGCAUUGUUUCAAGCCGCAGCAGCCACUCGCGCCCAUCAUCGUCUGCCAACCGCAAUGUCUCAGCCCCCACUGGAAACCCCUCUUCCCUGGCAUCGAACGAAAGCACAUCUAAGCAGGAUCACGCCAAGUUGGUCAAUAUCCCACCUCGAGGCUCAUCUUCCGAUGCCAUCAAGCGCACAACCAAUCCCUCCCCUCUCUCCAGGCCUGCCACCAUGGCCAACGAUGUCUCUGACGACCCUGCACCGUCCAGCGCAGCAGCUAACCAUGCGGCAAGCGCGGGUAACCUAGAAACGCCAGCCGCUAGGCAGCUCGCGGCUAUUAACCAGAAAGGGCGCAAGGCCAAGAGCAAGACAUCUAGGCUGCGUCGCGCCUUUUCGUUUGGAAGCGCGGCCGAUUUCCGCAAGGCUGAUGGACCUGAUGGCGAGAGCGCCGACAAGACGGAACCCUCCAAGCUGCACAAGGAUCCAACCUCAGAUGAGGCUUACGAUGCUGAGCAAGCCCGCAUCGCCGAGGCGCAAGAAGCGGCAGGCCUUGGUCACAGCAUUUAUGGCGGUAGAUUCUUCGGCGGUUCGACAGACAACCUUUCUAUAUCGUCCACGGCCUCCUCGGCCUCCAUCAUGAUCCGGAAGAUGGGUCGGGGCAUGAAGAAGAGUGGACGGUCGCUGGUGGGACUUUUCCGACCUAAGUCAGUGAUUGGAGUCGCACCCGCAGAUGGACCUAUUCCCGAGGCCAGCCAGGCCGCUGUAUCGAUGAUUACUGUCGAGGCGGAGACGCAGCGAGUCAACGUUACUGCUGACCCCAAGCCCGCGGAUGGCUUUCCCCAUCUGGAGCGCAACUCGAUCGACACAAACCUGGGUGCUGAGAUUGCUGAGCGCUUGGGAAGCUCCGGCACGGACAACUCUAACUCGCGUAAGAGCAUUGUCGGUGGCGAUAGAGAACGUGCGGAAGUACUGGCCGCAGUCCGCAAGGGAAUCUUGAAGCGACCAGGCUCUUCUAGCCCUUCCACCCGACCAGCUGACACUUCUCCUGGCCUGGACCUCCCCAGUGUCCCGGCCAUUAAUGACUCACCCAACUCCAGUGCCCCGAGCACACCCAAUGAUGAGUCGCAAGGUCACCGUCGAACUGGCUCGAUCGCUAUUGGCAGCGAGGAUUACUUCAUGACUGCCCUUCGGCUGCGCCAGGACACCAAGAGCGCGCCUGGCACCCCUCAUGGAUCAGCCAAGCGCAACGCGACCUUCUCCCCUCGUCUGGUCUUUUACGACACCUGGCCUAGCCAGGAGUAUGACAGACGUGGCGAGAUUGCGACAUGCAACCGGUUGACACCCAUGCUGGCGCAGCAAAUCAAGGAGGAGCUUAAUACCUUCAAGAUGGAGAUGGAGGUUCACGAAAACUCAAAGAUCUACACGCACUUUUUCUGA